This is a messenger RNA of Clonostachys rhizophaga, 315 nucleotides long. The record is from the annotation of a GenBank genome assembly. Lineage: Eukaryota; Fungi; Ascomycota; Sordariomycetes; Hypocreales; Bionectriaceae.
AUGCUUAAAUUCAAGACUUACUCAACGCCGCCCUGGUACGACAAGGAGCGAGCGUCGCGGGCACAGGCAGGGCUCUUCGAUUCGUUCGCGGUGUCUGUCAUAUGUGAGGUAGCACGCAUCCGUAUUUGCGCCACGACAACCAAUCACCUGCUGCUGCAAGGUUGCAUUUCUGACAAUCCCCCAAUGGACGCAUCUGCUCUCCCGCCGCUGCCGCUCCUACUCAUGCUCAUGAGCGGCGGCGUUUUGGGAUCUGAGUGCCUGGAAGAUCUUUUGCCCUCCAGAAAUAGCACGCGAGCGAGAACAAAGGGUAAGUAA